Molecule: messenger RNA, 1843 nt
Organism: Andrographis paniculata
Lineage: Eukaryota; Viridiplantae; Streptophyta; Magnoliopsida; Lamiales; Acanthaceae
Product: probable receptor-like protein kinase At5g24010
Exons: 1
Coding region: 34-1470 (478 amino acids)
Molecular function (GO): protein kinase activity
Source: RefSeq, a predicted model, not a curated record
AUUUCUAAACUGCGAACAAAGUCAGGUCAGGUCAUGCUCCGAAACCGAUAUCCAUCGAAGCUCGCUCCAAUGGCGACCACCCUUCUCCUUCUCGUGUUAAUACUCGCUCCCUUCCCCAGCGUUUCCCCCUUCUCCCCUGUCGACUACGACCUCAUCAACUGUGGAUUGCGCGCCGGUGAUGUAGUGGACGCGGAUCACCGAGUCUUCACCGGCGAUGGCUCCCGAUUCCCUUCCUCCACCAGGACCGUACAGCUAGAGAGCACCGAUUCGCGCCUUGCUUCUGCUUCCCCGCUCUACAGCACUGCCAGGGCCUUCCAUUACCCCACAUACUACGCGUUCCCCAUCAGAGAUCGGGGCCAGCACCAUUUGGUACGCCUCCACUUUCAUCCCGUUCAAAAUGAUUAUUAUAAUUCAUACGAAGCUGAAUUUCACGUUGUGGCCAAUGGAUUUCUGCUAUUGCGCAACUUUCGCAUCAGAAAAGGCGAUACUUUUCCGCUAAUUAAGGAGUUUGUGAUCCCGAUCGCUUCCGAGAAGCUUGAAAUUGCAUUAAUGCCCUCGGGAAAAUCAAAUUUUGGUUUCGUGAAUGCGAUAGAAGUAAUUUCUGCUCCGGCUGACUUGAUUGCUGACGUAGCGCAGUUCAUUGAUGUCGAUAAGAACGAGAGGAUUGAUGGGUUAUUGAAAAGUGGCUUUGAGACACUGUACAGAGUGAAUGUUGGUGGGUUCAAAGUGACUCCCUUUAAUGACUCCUUAUGGAGGACUUGGGCGACGGAUGAUCAAUACUUGGCCACAAGCCAAGGGUCUGAAAAAAUCAACUUUGGGGGUCGGAUUAAGUAUCGAUUGGGUGGAUCAACACGGGAAGUAGGCCCGGACAAUGUCUACAAUUCUGCAAGAUUGAUAAGGAGUUCUAAUGGAUCAGUUCCAAGUGUGAAUUUAACAUGGUCGUUUGAAGUGGAAAAGGGUUACAGGCAUAUGGUUAGGAUGCAUUUUUGUGAUAUAGCAAGUAUGGCAGCGGGCAUGAUUUAUUUUAAUGUAUAUUUGAAUGGAAACUUAGCAUGUGCGAACCUGGACUUGUCACAUAUGACAAAUAGACUGUUGGCUUCACCAUAUUAUGCUGACUUUGUUACUGAUGACAUGAGCUCGGGAAAGUUGCUGGUGAGUGUGGGGCCAUCGAACAUAAGCUUACCUCUUGCUGUUGAUGCCAUUCUUAAUGGGAUUGAGAUAUGGAGGCUGAAUAAUUCAAUGAGUAGUUUCGAUGGAGAAGUUUGUGCAGAAUUUGCAUGGAGAAGUUGGAGAACAGAGCAUAGAAGCGGUGGCUUCUUGUCCCUGGUUGCUGCGAUGCUUCUCCUCCUAUCGGUAUCUGUUUAUUUCCAAUGGAGAAGGACUAGCUCUGCAGGAUGGUCAAGGUUGCCUGUGGACAUCUCUGAAGUUAGUUUAAAGUCCGGCAGCCAAUUUUCAUCCAUCAAAACUUGAUCCCUUGCAGAGUGGAAGAGCCGCGCCCCACAGGUUUCCUGUGUUUUAUAGUUCUGAUUGAGCUAGCUAUAUUGUGUGCCAUGAAGAUGCCGCUGUAAGUUUGAGGUGAUGCUGUAUUAUCCUAUCCUGCAAGUAAAUGCCUGUAAUCCUGAUGUUUGUGACACGACUAUUGUAUAAACUGUGCUAUAGUAUGCUAUACCAUUCGAACCAUGUUUGCUUCUGAAAGAUACUUGGAAAUGCUAGUGGUCCUCUCCACUGUUUGUUUUUUUAUAUGCUCUUGUAGUUUUCCAUUUUGACUCUGGAUCAAAUUGUUGUAGUUGGAAGUGACCAAUCUGUACGAAUGAUUUUCAAGUGUCUUUCAACUUUCUUCUGA